AUGUAUUCCAUCCUGAUAAGGUUUAUGAUGUACAAAGUACCCAGAUCUACCCACAGCAUGUCAAUCAAAACAACAGGGGAGGAGUUCUACUAUUUAGACUCGGACCGACCUGUCUUUUCCUUUAACAAUGUCAGCAUACAGAAAGAACCUGGAAACCCAUUGUUCAAAACUCUUCAACAGAUUUAUGGCGGAAAAUCACGGGAGUAUUCCAUGUACAAUGAUCAUCCACCUACCCUGGAAACUCUACCAUCACGUGACCGUAAAAUUUUGCGGUUGGAAAACCACACGAUGUCAUCCCAAUUGACAAACUAUGCUCAUAUGAAAGGUGCUUAUGCCUUUGAUGACGACACUGGAUUUUGGUUAAUUUCGAGCGUUCCCGAAUUCCCAGCUCCCCGGAAACAAGGUUACAGAUAUGAAUUGAAACAGAUAGUCAAAGGACAGUCAAUCUUGUGUGUCACGGUACCCAGAAAGAAUUUACCGGAAAUGGAAAGAGUGUUCAAUCUCACCAAGCCUAAGUUUUAUGAUGGUAAUGGACCCACGAUGAAGACUUCAGAUCAACACAACACCACAUCUCCUAUCGACAUUCCUUUCAUAUCUAAAGGAGGACAAAAAUUUCGACUAUUUGCCAAAUCUGCCUCCUUUGGAAAGGAUCUGUACGAUUCUCUGGUGGCUGUUAAUCUGCGAGACGAUCUGUUUGUAGAAACUUGGUAUCCUAAUCUCCCAUCCAACUGUUCUACUACAUACAAGGUUCAGAAUGUGAAGACAGUGGGGUUUGAUAAUGGAUACAGUUUUCCGGCUACCAUAGAUCAUGCUAAGUGGGCGGUAACCGAGAGGAGUCCCUGGAUUUGUAUAGGCGAUAUCAACAGGGCCGUAUCUCAGUUUAAAAAAGGUGGAGGAGCAAUGUGUUUAUUUAGUGGGAGUGUAUCCAAUCAGUUUAGAAAACUCGUCAAAGACUACCAUAAAUGUGACUGAAGAGAAGGAUUUUCUCCAAGAUACAUUACAACGUGGCCAGAGGAAGGAAAACCAAGCACCAGUCACGUGAUAAUCCUUCAUCUAGUAUACUGUGACUUUUGAGAACUUUGUAGUUUGAAGUCAACUUGUUUGAAGAUCAUACAAAAUUUUAGAUACUAUCAGAACCUGUUCUUUUCAUGUUAAACAUUUCACUAGUAUCUGAAAAUCAAUACCAUAACUGCAUCAAUCAAUGAAAAAGUCGUUGACAAUCGCAUUGCAGAUGGGAGGGAGAUGAAAUCCAUCAAUCUUUAGGUCAAAGUUCAAGAAAUAUCAAUGAUGUUUGGCUAUGGUGCCUACUGAAUGGAGCACUGUAGCGGGGUGAUGUCCCGCUUGACGAUGUCCUUGUGUUUUCUUUUCAAUUUGCAUUUGGCUUUCUAACAGAAACAAACAUUUCUAGUGUCUGGAGUCCCUUUCUCCCUCCUCCUUCGUAUCCUACUUAGAUGUCAGACAUAUUGAAAAUACUGGAGUGGUUGGUACAGAGUUACAGAAGGAAAUCUCCUUAAUUCGAGAUAUUCAUAGCAACUUCAAGAUUUCAAUUUCCGCGAACACGUCAAUUGGAACAUCGUUUGACUUUUUUUGUCAAAUCGAGAGAAAAAAAACCCACUUGGAUAUAGGUCUCAGAAUAUACACCAGAUGUGACUACGCGGGACAAAUGGGACUGAAACAAAAAGCUAAUUGCUCUCAUUUUGAACAAUUCUUUUUUGUAGUAAAUAUCUUAAUGAGGUGUGUUUUUAUAUAAGAUAGCUACUUCAAUUUUACACAUGGUAUAAUAUGUAAACAACAGAUGACGACUUUCGAAAACUGCGCUGUUUAGAUUUUACUACAAGAGAAGUGAGUGUCAAAUUAAUAUGAAGACUUACUUCGUAAUCCUCUUCGUCCCUGACACGGGGCCUCCACAACAGUUCGCCAUGUAUUUCUGUUGUUUAGCCUUGCCCAAGGACAUCUGGAUAUAUCUCAACUCUGGUAUAAGGUUCGUCUCCCUGUUGUUGUUGGAUGCCCUCUUCUUCGUUUGUCCUGAAGGCUCCAUGCACUUCAUGGCGUGGUUCACGAUGUUACUUUCUGAUCUUGUAUGUUCAAUCCAACGCCAUAUGGAUCAUUGAUUGGUUCUUCGCCAUAGGUCUGAGUUUGAAAUUUUUUUCAGGCUACCUUAAGCUGAGGAUUUGGCAGAGACACUUGGUUGGUUGGUCGUAUAUUGUAUGAAGUUAGCUCCUGGGCUUUUGAGCACAACUGCGCAGGAUGCUACAACUAAGUAUUUACUGGUUUAAUACGUGUCCCAUUAGUGGGAAAAUAUGACAUAUCUAUUACUGAACCCUAUCCAGUUGAAAAAAAUUGUGUCAAUUGAAAUUUUAAAAGGGUUUUGCAGGGACUAUAUUUUGUGGCGGAAGGAUUGAUUAAUCAAAAAGUUCUUAAUCCCCGUGAUAUUACAGUUUCUGUUUCAUCCAAUAUAUCUU
Ostrea edulis (European flat oyster) is the source of this 2462-nucleotide messenger RNA. RefSeq names its product plancitoxin-1-like. The transcript is spliced from 7 exons. Gene Ontology annotation, molecular function: deoxyribonuclease II activity. The record is from RefSeq and is a predicted model, not a curated record. Lineage: Eukaryota; Metazoa; Mollusca; Bivalvia; Ostreida; Ostreidae. Bases 1 to 972 code for a protein of 323 amino acids. Gene Ontology annotation, biological process: apoptotic DNA fragmentation.